Messenger RNA from Malania oleifera, 9392 nucleotides. RefSeq lists its product as uncharacterized. NCBI's taxonomy places the organism in Eukaryota, Viridiplantae, Streptophyta, Magnoliopsida, Santalales, Ximeniaceae. Bases 306 to 8972 code for a protein of 2888 amino acids. Gene Ontology annotation, molecular function: ATP binding; helicase activity; protein binding. The transcript has 13 exons. The record is from RefSeq and is a predicted model, not a curated record.
GUAAGCAUGGAAGCCGAGGACACACCAUACAUGCGCGCAGCCAUCUACGAUCCUGAUUUUUGCGUAUUUUUCACUCUAAUUAAAUUGGAAGUCUCAUCAGCUUCCAUGAGCUUUAUGCUUUCCAAGCCCAUUUAGCUAGCCAGUGCAGAACAGCACACAGAUUACCCCCCUGUUCAUUUCUCUUAAGCCAAUCUCACUCUCUAAUCUCACUCUCUCUUUCGUAUCCGAGUAAAGCAGUGAAUUCGUUCACAUCCAUUGAAUAUAUAAAUCAGUCUUGUUAAGGAAUUGGGUAGUACUGGAAAUUAAUGAAAGCUGAAGAUAGAGCAAUGGAAGCAGCUGAGGAGUAUUUGGAUCUCACUGACAUCCUGUUUUCCUGGUCUUCCGAUGACAUCUGCAAUGAAGAUCUAUACGCUAACCGGUUGCAAAAGAUUCCUGAAUCAUUUCAAACGGUGGAUGAUUACUUUAGUUCAUAUAUCUAUCCUUUACUGGAAGAUACAAGAGCUGAACUGUAUUCUGCUAUGGAGCAUAUAUCUGAAUUGCCUUUUGCAGAAGUUAUGUUUACCGAUAACUCCAAGCAAUGUGGAGAAUUACAGUAUGCUGUGAAGGCCAAUUACUGGGAGAACAUAUUUGGCGAUCAUCAAAAGGGGCCUUACAGAGUGCUGCCUGGAGAUAUUUUUAUUGUUACAAAUGAUAAUCUAGAAACAAUUUUUGACCUACAAGUGGUGGGAAGGUCAUUGACUCUUGCAACUGUCACCAGACUUGUGGAGAACACUUACGAAGAUGACAGUAUAUCUACUUCAUUUGAAGUCAAAGCAUCAAAAAAAUUUGAAGUGGAAAAUAAGAUGAAGAAGUUUUCUAUGAUUUUCUUGAUGAAUAUAACAACUAACAAGAGAAUAUGGAAGGCAUUAAAGAAGCAUAAAAAUCUGCAGAUUGUCAAGGAAGUUCUGCAAUUUGAUUCUGUGGUUGAGAAAGACUGUGAUCUCUGUCGUAAAUGGAAUAAUGAAUCCUGGGCUGAUAAAUUUAAUACAACUUUGUCCUCUAUGCUUAAUGAAUCCCAAGCUAAGGCAGUUUUGGCUUCUCUUAGGAAGUUGCAAUGCAACCACAAAUCAUCUGUGGAACUCAUCUGGGGACCUCCAGCUACGGGGAAAACUAAAGCCGCUAGCAUGUUGCUCUUUACGCUUUUAAGAGUGAACUGCAGGACCCUUGCUUGUGCACCAACAAAUGUUGCGGUUACUGGACUGGCCUCUCGUGUGCUAAAACUGGUAAAAGAACAUUAUAAAAUGGACUCUGGAAAGGAUGCCUCAUUUUGCUCAUUAGGAGAUAUUGUUGUAUUUGGGAGUAAGGAACGUAUGCAAGUUGAUUCAGACAGUGAAGAGAUCUAUUUGGACAACCGCACCAAAAGUCUGAUAGAAUGCCUUGGACCACAGACAGGUUGGAAUCAUUGUUUCACUUCCAUGAUAGCUUUACUUGAAGAUGGUGCUUCGCACUACCAAACUUUCAUAGAAGAUAAAAAAUGCUGCAUUGUGGAUGAACAUGACAAGAUGAAUACAUCAUUUCUUGCCUUUGCUAGGGAGCAAUUCAAUUCCAUUGCACCAAGACUUAGAAAAUGCAUCAUCGCUUUCUAUACUCAUAUGCCCAGAAGUUUCAUUUUGGAGCACAACUACCAAUCAUUAGUUUCUCUGGUGGACUUGAUUGAUUCAAUGGAACCUUUAUUUUCUUGGGGCAAUGUGGUUUCUGAAAAAGAAUUGGAGAAGUUGUUUUCCCAUGAAGUAGUUCUUGAGGAUUCUUUUGUGCGUCCGGAGGAAAUGUCAUCCCUGCUCUAUGUCAGAAGAGAAUUUCUUCGCCUUCUUAAACAUCUCCACCAGUCUCUUCAUGAUCUUGACCUUCCUCAGAACAGAGAGUCAAUAAUGAAAUUCUGUUUUGAAAGGGCUUCCCUAAUUUUUUGCACUGCUUCUAGUUCAGAUAUGUUGUGCAAGGUUGGGAUGGAACCGCUGAAUUUGUUGGUUAUAGAUGAGGCUACACAGUUGAAAGAGUGUGAAUCAUUGAUUCCCCUACAACUACCUGACAUAAGGAAUGCUAUUCUCAUUGGUGAUGAUUGUCAAUUACCAGCAAUAGUUCACAGCAAGGCUGCUGAUAUGGCUGGCUUUGGAAGAAGUUUAUUUGGAAGGCUGAGUUCAUUGGGACAUUCAAAACUCCUUCUCAAUACACAAUACAGAAUGCAUCCAUUAAUAAGCUCCUUUCCAAAUUCAAAAUUUUAUCUUGGCCAGUUACUUGAUGCACCUAACGUUAAAAGAAAAUGUUAUGCAAAAUGCUUUCUUCCUGGACCAAUGUUUGGACACUAUUCUUUCAUAAAUAUUUUAAAUGGGCAAGAGGAAGAGGAUCAGCAUGGCUACAAAAAUACGGUUGAGUUAGCUGUUGUGAUGACAAUAUUGCAGAAACUGUAUAGAGCAUGGAAAGUAUCAAGGCAUGAGCUCAGCAUUGGUGUGGUAUCUCUUCACACUGCUCAAGUUGUGGCAAUUAAAGAGAAACUUGGCUCCAAGUAUGAGAACAAUGGUAGCUUUACAGUGAAGGUCAAAUCAAUUGAUGAUUUCCACAUUGGAGAAGAGGACAUAAUAAUAGUGUCAACUGUAAGAGCUAAUAAUAAGAAAAAGGCUAGUUUCAUCUCCAGUCCUGUGAAAAUCAACUUUGCUUUGACGAGGGCUCGGCAUUGUCUUUGGAUUUUAGGAAGUGAAGAUACCCUAGCAAGUAGUCAACCUAUCUGGGACGAAUUAAUUUGUGACACAAAGAGUCGUCAAUGUUUUUUUAAUGCCGAUGAAGAUCAUGAUUUGGAAAAAGCUAUAAUAAGUGUUAAGAACGAACUUGAUGAACUCAAUGAUUUGCUCAAUAAGGAUAGCAUUCUGUUCAGAAAUGCAAGAUGGAAGGUUCUUUUCAGUGAUAAAUUCAAGAAAUCUUUGGAUAAACUAAAGACAAGUGAGACAAAAAAGAUGGUAAUUAACUUAUUACUGCGUCUUUCUAAUGGCUGGCGGCCAAAGAGGAAUUUAGGUGUUCAUGAAAGCUCUAAAAAUAUGCUGAAAAAAUUGAAGGUUAAAGGUCUCUACAUUGUUUUCUCUAUUGAUUUGGAGGAAUCAAUGUACACCCAAAUAUUGAAAGUUUGGGAUAUAUUGCCUUUGGAGGAAAUCCACGAGUUAGCUGAACGUCUUGACAAAAUAUUUGGAAUGUAUACUGAUGAUUAUCUUUGUCGUUGCAAGACACCAUGUCUUGAAGGGAAGUUGGAAGUUCCAAUGUGUUGGAGGACCAAUCCUUACAUUGUUAAGUAUAAGAAUCCUUACGAACAAACACAUGUUGAGGACUCAAAAGUGAGGGAGAGUUGUCUGUUGAUGAAAUUUUACUCGCUGUCAUCUGGUGUGGUCAGCCACUUGCUUUCUGACCACCAUGGCAAUGAGUUGGACCUUCCAUUUGAAUUGACGAACCAAGAAAUGGAAAUCAUCCAUUUCAGUCAAAGCUCCUUCAUACUUGGAAGGUCAGGCUCUGGAAAAACAACUGUUUUGACAAUGAAGCUACUUCAAAAAGAGCAACUCCACCAUAUUGCCAGGGAAGGAUUUGAUAAAGUUGAUAGCAUUUCUUCCAUGGAUGCUACCAAGAGAACCGAGGAUUCCAGUUAUGUUGAAGAUGAUAAAGGAGCGAUCUUGCGCCAGAUGUUUGUUACAGUUAGCCCAAAAUUGUGUUAUGCUGUCAAACAUAAUUUGUCUCGUUUGAAAAGCUUUUGUUGCGGGGGUGAUUUUUCUUCAAGUACGUCGAUGGACUUGCAUGGUAUUGAUGAUAUGGAAGAAUUCAUCAGUAUUCCAGAUUCUUUUACUGAUAUCUCAUCCAAUUCAUACCCUCUUGUAAUAACAUUUAAAAAGUUCUUAAUGAUGCUUGAUGGAACAGUUGGUAACUCAUAUUUUGAGAGAUUUGCUGAAGCAAGAAACCAUUUUCGUGGUAAAACUGGAAGUUCAAGAUCAGUUGCAUUACAAAAUUUUAUCAGAACAAAGGAGGUGAAUUAUGAAAGAUUUAGUUCGUCUUACUGGCCUCAUUUUAAUACCCAGCUCACCAAGACACUUGACUCAUCCAGAGUUUUCACUGAAAUAAUUUCUCAUAUAAAAGGUGGCAUGCAAGUCGGGAUGGCCUAUGAUGGUAGACUCUGUCUAGAGGAUUAUGUUUCACUAUCUCAGAAGAGGGUUUCCACAUUAAGCAGAGAGAAAAGAGAGAUGGUUUGUGAUAUUUUUCUAGAAUAUGAAAAGAGAAAAAUUAGGAACGGUGAAUUUGACUUGGCUGAUAUCGUAAAUGAUCUUCAUCGUCGACUAAUGGAUAAGGGAUAUGAGGGUGAUGAAAUGGACUUUGUGUAUGUUGAUGAGGUGCAGGACCUCACCAUAAGACAAAUUGCUCUUUUCAAAUAUAUCUGCAGAAAUGUUGAUGAGGGCUUUGUGUUUUCAGGUGACACAGCACAAACCAUUGCAAAGGGGAUAGACUUCAGAUUUGAAGAUAUACGCCAUCUGUUCUUCAAGGAGUUUGUAUCAAGAUUCAGAAGUGAGAAAACCAAUGAGAGGUCAAAGAAGGGACAACUCUCUGAUAUUUUUUGUUUGAGCCAGAAUUUCCGCACCCAUGCUGGAGUGCUCAAGUUAGCACAAAGCAUAAUUGACCUUCUUUACUAUUUUUUCCCUUUAUCAAUUGAUGUUUUGAACCCUGAGACAAGUCGUGUAGAUGGGGAACCUCCAGUGCUGGUUGAGGCAAAUGAAGAUGCAAUCAUAAAAAUUUUUGGAAGCAAUGGUUCUAGUGGGAAUAUUGUGUGUUUUGGAGCAGAGCAGGUCAUAUUAGUACGGGAUGAUCGUGCUAAGGAUGAUAUUUUGAAGUGUGUUGGAAGCCAAGCUCUUGUUCUAACAAUAAUGGAGUGCAAGGGCCUGGAGUUUCAGGAUGUACUGUUGUACAACUUUUUUAGCUCAUCACCUGCUGAAAAACAAUGGAGAUCAAUCCAUCAGUUCAUGAAGGUUCAUAAGAUGCUUGACUCCAUUUCUGUUGGGCCCUCUCCAAAUUCUGAUGUAGACAAUGUUUUGUGCUCUGAACUAAAGCAGUUAUAUGUGGCCAUGACUCGAACAAGGCAAAGGUUGUGGAUCUGUGAGAAUAGAGAGGGGCUAACCAACCCUGUGUUUGACUAUUGGAAAAUAUUAUCUCUUGUUAAAGUCAGUCAAUUAGAUGAUUCACUUGUGCUCGGAAUGCAAGGUGCUAGCAGCCCAUAUGAGUGGAGAUCUCGGGGUAUAAAGCUAUUCUAUGAAAAUAACUAUGAGAUGGCAAUCAUGUGCUUCGAAAGAGCUGGGGAUGUGUACAUGGAAAAAUGGGCUAAGGCUAAAUUUCAUCAAACAACUGCUGAGUGCAUGUGGCAUUCAAAUCCAGAAAAUGCAAGCAAAAUCCUUAGGCAGGCUGCUGAGUUAUUUGAUGCCAUUGGCAAAGGAGGGAUAGCAGCAGAGUGUUUCUAUAAGUUGAAGGAGUACGACAAAGCGGGUAGAAUAUAUAUGGAAAAAUGUGGUGAAUCUAUGCUUGACAGAGCUGCAGAAUGUUUUUGCAAGGCUGGACAUCAUAUGCUUGCCGCUGAACUUUACGCAAGAGGCAACUUCUUCUCUGAAUGCUUAGCUGUGUGCACCAAUGCAGGACUCUUUAACAUGGGUUUGCAGUUCAUCCAUACUUGGAGACAAAAGGCAGCUACCGGUGCUGGUUUGUUAAAAAAAAUUGAAAAAAAUAUCCAAAUUGAACAAGAUUUUCUGGAGAGAGGUGCAUUUCAUUAUCAUGAGAUUGGAAAUAAUGAUGCAAUGAUGAAAUUUGUUAAAGAUUUUCAUUCUAUGGGCUUGAUCCGUCGAUUCUUGAAGAAUUUAAAAUAUCUUGAUGAGCUUUUGUUGCUUGAAGAAAAGUUCGGUAACUUUCUUGAGGCUGCCAACAUUGCUAAGAUUAAAGGAGAUGAUAUGCUUCAGGCUAAUCUGCUAGAAAAGGCUGGAAGUUUUAAAGAAGCAUCUCUGGUCAUUCUUUGGCACGUGUUCUCCAACUCUCCUUGCAUGCCCAAAAGGAAUUCUUUGCCUCUGCAGCCGUCUAAGAAACACAAACUUUUGGAAAAGGCAAAGACAAUUGCUAAGAUGCACUGUACUCAAUUAUACGAGUUUGUUUGUAAGGAAGCGAAAAUUUUAUCAUAUCCAGAGACCAACGAAGAGACCCUUUUGCAAUUCAUUGAAUAUUGGGAAAAAAAUGAACUUACAAGAGAUUGCAUGGUCAAAAAAAUAUAUGAAAUAUAUGAUAUUGAAGAAGAUUUGUUGGAAGGAUGUGCACUACAUUAUCAUAAGCUCAAGGAUAAAGAGGCAAUGAUGAAAUAUGUUAAAUUAUUUCACUCCUCAAAUGCGAAACGGACCUUCUUGAUGAAUUUAAAAUACCUUGAUGAGCUUUUGUUGCUUGAAGAAGAGUUGGGUAACUUUCUUGAGGCUGCCAACAUUGCCAAGAUUAAAGGAGAUGAUAUGCUUCAGGCUAAUCUGCUAGAAAAGGCUGGAAGUUUUAAAGAAGCAUCUCUGGUCAUUCUUUGGCAUGUGUUCUCCAACUCUCCUUGCAUGCCCAAAAGGAAUUCUUUGCCUUUGCAGCCAUCUAAGAAACACCAACUUUUGAAAAAGGCAAAGACAAUUGCUAAGAUGCACUCUACUCAAUUAUACGAGUUUGUUUGUAAGGAAGCGAAAAUUUUAUUAUAUCCAGAGACCAACAAAGAAACCCUUUUGCAAUUCAUUGAAUAUUGGGAAAAAAAUGAACUUACAAGACAUUGCAUGGUCAAAAAAAAAAAUGAAAUAUAUGAUAUUGCAGAAGAUUUGUUGGAAGGAUGCGCACUGCAUUAUCAUAAGCUCAAGGAUAAAGAGGCAAUGAUGAAAUAUGUUAAAUUAUUUCACUCCUCAAUUGCAAAACGGACCUUCUUGAUGAAUUUUAAAUACCUUGAUGAGCUUUUGUUGCUUGAAGAAGAAUCAGGGAACUUUGUGGAGGCUGCAAAAAUUGCUAGGUUGAAAGGAGAUCUUGUGCUCGAGGCUAAUUUACUAGGAAAGGCUAAAAAAUUUAAGGAGGCAUCUAUGAUCAUUCUCCUGUAUGUGUUUUCCAAUUCUGAUAUGAAUUCUGGAAGCAGCAGUAGGCCUUUGAAUCACUUUCCACAAAAAGAACUUCUUGCAGAAGCCAAAUCCUUUGCGAAGAAUGUGUCCGAGAGCUUCCAUGAAUUAGUUUGUACAGAGGCUGUCAUUUUGUCAAAUUUACAGGGAUGCUUAAUCGAGGUUAAACAAUAUUUGAGUGAUUCAAGGAUGCAUAAAAGUCUAAGAGGGGAAAUAUUAUUGGCCAGAAAGAUUCUGGACAUUCAUUUUCAUUCAAAUGCCUCAACCUAUUUUUGGGAAGACAAUUUGGCAACUGAUCUAACAGAGCAUUCAGAAGUCUUACAGAAUCAGAUUUCUGUUCAAUCAUUGGUCUACUAUUGGAACAUUUGGAAGGAGAAGGUUUUGAACAUGUUAGAUCACCUUAAGCAACUAGAAACUGAAGAUGGGGAUUUCUGUUUAAAUUUCUUAGGUGCGCGGAGGAAAGUAGAUGAUGAACAUUUCCUUUUACUUUAUUCGGAUGCUCAUUGGGUGACAAAAAUAGAUCAGCGAUUUUCCAAUAGGAAUGGGAAUCUGGUUACUAUUGAUACUCGCAUGUUUGUAUCUGCUGCUGAGAGUUAUUUUUGUUCAGAAAUAAUUUCUGUUGGUAUCAAGGUGUUGGAAAUGCUAAAAACUCUCUAUGAUUUCUCAGUAGCGAGUUCCUUGUCAUUCUUUUGCCAAAGCAUGCCUCUUAUUAACAUCUUUGAGGUUACAAAAUAUCUCAUGGAGUUCAAGUUCAAGGAUCACAGGGAUCAUGAAGCCUUGGAACUGCAGAGUUGGCUAGACCUAUCUAUUGGUCAAUUCUUUACCAUUGUUUUUCCAUUAGAUUGGCGAAAAUCAGUGUUCCAUAAUAUGAUUUGUUUGAGGGAAACAGAGCUUGCAAAGAGUUUACUUCGAGAAUUUAUUUUGAACAACAUCAGCAUGAAGAGAAAGUUGACAAAUGGUGGAAUAGGAAGGGUGGUGACAGCAAUCAUGGGGUCUAAUAAGCUGGUAAAUGAACUAUAUGAGAAAAUUGUGAGAAGUUUACAUGGGAAUCCACCAUGGAAGGCAGUCAUUGAGGAAGUAAAGAGGAAUGCAUAUUCAGUACCUCCUCAGAUCAAUUCUAGUGAAGCUUCAAAUGACAAAUGCCUGCCAUGCAUGCUUUAUGAUGCCUUAUUGGAUAUUUAUAAUGCCAACUGGAGGGAAGAAAGUGAUUAUAUAUCACCUGGUUGUUUCUUGUAUCUUAUUGACCGCCUUCUGAUUUUAGUAUCCUACUCCCAGGGAUACUUUUUCACUACAAAAUCUUCUUUUGUUGAAUGGCUCAUACACCAAGAUUGGAAUGUCAAACAAUGUUCCAGUUUAGUAGUUGAUGUUCCUUCAAAUUUGGAAGAAAUUCUUGAUUUUGUCGCCAACAUGGUUUGGGACCUUCUUCAUAAUGAGUAUGGCACCACUGAAUGGAUUAGAAAAUCCAACAUAUGUUCUGAUUCCUACUAUCCACUGCUGGUACUGAGAUUGAUUGUUAUAGUGUGCUUGCUUUGUUUAAAGUCGGAAAAAUAUUAUGGCCUCCUUCAUGAUUUGUUCAGUUUGCAGAAUAUUAUGUCACAAUUACCCAAAGAAUUUCUCAAUGUCCUCAGACAAGAACAUGAAUCUGCAAAUGUAGAUGUAAAGUUGAUUGCUGAAGCAUUUGAAAAGAUUGGGAAUCCGCUUGUGAUUGUCAAUACAGAAAGAAGUUGCACAGAAUUUGAAUGUCCAGAUGCCAUUUUUGUUGACGCAUCCAAGUGUGUUGUUUCCAAAGGAUACUUCACAAAAUGUUUGAAGCAUUAAAUUCAUCGGAGGUUGGGGUUGGGCAACAUAGUCUUAUUUUUUAUGAAUGGACCCGAUACAUUCCAAAGAAUCUCAGCGAGGGUGAGGACAGUGCGCUUCAACGAAUUUAUUAAUCUUUUUUCUACUCAUGAUGUGAGGUUAGUCUUGAACAACGCAGAGCUUGCAUUAAUGCCAUGCAGUGUUUCCACUCUGAUUCUCUGGUGUGUUCUAUAAUCUGUCAGAUUCAUAGCUUGUAAUUUAUCCUCCCUUAUUUCAGUGGCUGUAGAUGGAUUUCUUUCCAUAACCAUUGUCCUAACUUGCAUAGCUUGAGAGCAAGAACAUGUUUGGCCCAUUUGGAAUGGCAAAACUUGACCUAAAAACUGUGAUCUCCAAAAAUAAAUAAAAAAAUAAAGUGUACAUCCUCCCACCCCUUUCCCGAAC